This is a messenger RNA of Penicillium argentinense, 1323 nucleotides long. RefSeq lists its product as uncharacterized. The transcript is spliced from 3 exons. Bases 1 to 1323 code for a protein of 440 amino acids. The record is from RefSeq and is a predicted model, not a curated record. Lineage: Eukaryota; Fungi; Ascomycota; Eurotiomycetes; Eurotiales; Aspergillaceae. Gene Ontology annotation, biological process: transmembrane transport. Gene Ontology annotation, cellular component: fungal-type vacuole membrane. Gene Ontology annotation, molecular function: transmembrane transporter activity.
AUGGGAGAUGAUGCGGCCAGCAGCGCAGAAGGCGAGGGCAAGCAUGGUGCCCAGCCCAGCCCCUUAGCAGGCGAAGAUGAUUCGCCGCCCAAACCCACGAAGCUUCGCCAAGCAUUCAUCGUCGCAGCAGGCUUCAUGACAAUGUUCAUGACCUGCGCUAUCAUAUUUACCUAUGGAGUUUACCAAGCAAUUUACGAAGAAAUGGCGAAAGAACCCAACACCCCUUUCACGGGGACCUCUUCAUCCGUCAUCAGUCUGAUCGGUACGCUUUCUAUAGCAAUAAUGUCCAUGGGCGGCCCUUGUAUUAUGACUUGGGCAAAGCUAUAUGGUCCGCAGCGAGUUAUCAUGUCCGGUGGCGUGGUUUUUGGCCUUGGAUGCAUCCUCGCCAGUUUGAGUCAGUACGUAUGGGAAUUCGCACUGACACAAGGCCUGCUGGUGGGACUUGGUACAUGCAUGGCGUAUGUACCGACGAUGUCUGUCGCCCCGACAUGGUUCGAUAAACGUCGUGGUCUCGCUAUGGGAAUUGUGAUUUCAGGCUCCGCAUGUGGCGGUAUGAUUUGGCCGCCUGUGCUGCGGGCAAUUACGUCCCAUCUCGGAUUUCGCAACGCAUUACGGAUCUCUGGAUGUUUAGUGAUCCUCUUUGUGCCUCUUUCUGGGUAUACCUUGAUCUGGGAGCCGAACUUCAAGGCCAAGGUUCGAGGUCAGAUGGUUGGAUUGUCCAAGACUACAGGUUGGAUGAAGGUGCCUUUAGUCAACUGGGAAGUGGCCAAGACGAAGAAAUUUGUUGCGCAGGCCUUGGGCGCCACUAUGGCUGACAACUUUAUCACAAUCAGCAACGCAGCCAACUUUGUUUCCCGAAUCGUGAUCGGAUACGCAGCGGACAAGCUCGGUCGACUGAAUGUGUUAUUCCUGACAACCAUCAUAAGUUCAGUCUCCGUUUUUGCAUUUUGGUUACCGGCAACAUUCGCUGGCGACACCGUAUCUUACAAUGCUGCUGACGUCUUAUUCAUCUUGUUUGCAAUCUUAUAUGGCUGCUUCGGCAGCGCUUACAUCUCACUGUUUCCCACCAGUCUGAUUGAAUUGUUCGGUGUUCAGCAAUUUACCUCAGUCAAUGGGGCCCUGUACCUCAUACGAGGUAUAGGCGCGCUUCUGGGAACACCGCUAACGGGAUUGUUAUUACCUGGACAGUCCGCACUGUCAGCACCUUCGAAUUACAGAAGAGCCACAAUCACAACCGGCAUUUUACUUUUCGCUGCGAGCAUGGCAACCCUCUGGGUGAGAAUUGAAGGCUCCGCGGGGAAGACUUGGACUUGGAAAUUGUGA